CUAGGUCAGCUGAGCUACUCCUAAACCAGCUUCACACCAUCCACACGAACCGAGUGCAGAGUAUGAAGGAGCCAUUUCCGGACAAGUUCGCUUUGGCGAGGUGCCUCGAUGGGUACAUUGGUGGAGUGCUGGACGAUUCCGAGAAGAACAACCUCGAACUGAAGAUGCUCUUUGGUCUUUUGAAGGCGCUCCAAAAGAAUUCCCACCAAGAGCUGCAUCGGGUUCUCAAAGAGCUUGGGUUUGAGGAAAACAAUAAGCUCACCGACCUCCGUAAGCUCGGGAACGGAUUCUCAGACCUCGUGGAGAGUACCGACCCCUUCCUCCUGGCUCGGCAUAUGCAUAUCCCAUUUUACAUCAUGAAACGAAUCGUAUCCCAGAUGACGGCCAGAGAAGAACGUGCAGCACGGAGAAGGUACGUGAGCUCAAGAAACUUAUACCAGACCCAUUCGUUCAUUCAUCAUGCCCUCUUCCUGUACUCUGAAUGUCUGCUGACUUGGGACCCGCCGUUCAGAGCCAUCCAGGAAGAGCGGAAGGCACAAGAGAGAGCCGGAAGAGGCGGGGAACCUAACACCUCGUACAAAUGCCGCGUCCUCCUAAGCUGCUUCGUGUGGAUGGGGCAACUAUCCCUAGGAGGAAGCCUCGACAGGGUGAUGCAGAAGGUCCAGCUCCGGCUCGCCGAUGACGAAGAGAGAAACGCAUUCGAAUGGCCCUUCAGCGCACCUGCAAGAUUCAACAUUCUAGUCAAUGGAGAGGAGACUAGCGAGGAAGACGCAAACGAUAUGGAUGUUAUCUGGGACUGGUUCGAAAGACAGGAGGAACAUUCGUUGUUCUCCUUUGUCUUCAGGAUCUCGAGGCUGGGCGUUGUUGGUUCGUUUCCCGAUGACCUUACUCUGCUGAGGAAAGAGGACUAUAGUAGACACGAGUCUUCAUCGUACUAGACUUUAUCUACUUUCGGUUCAGGAUUUCGAGAUACGCGAUUAUGAGGAAGGUUUGGUGUCGGUAAUUGGCUUCGCUUUGAUGUAAUGCGCUUUUUGGUAGAACCGGGACGAGACCUUGUCUAAUUAUCCGGCAUCUUCGCGUCGUUUC
This is a messenger RNA of Trematosphaeria pertusa, 1086 nucleotides long. RefSeq lists its product as uncharacterized. NCBI's taxonomy places the organism in Eukaryota, Fungi, Ascomycota, Dothideomycetes, Pleosporales, Trematosphaeriaceae. Bases 63 to 938 code for a protein of 291 amino acids. The record is from RefSeq and is a predicted model, not a curated record. The transcript has a single exon.